GUGGCGGCGGGCGGCCGCACCCCGACCUACCGCGGAGCCCGCCGGGCGCGUGACGAUCUGUAACCAGUGGUGACGUGUGGCGGCGUGACGUACCCAGUGAUGGCGCCGUGACGCCUGGUUGUGACGUGGUCAGCUGGAGGUCAGGUCGGCUGAGGGUGCACCAUCGUGUCAAUCUGAAGGUGUCACGUGUUAUCGCCUACUUAAAGUCUCACGAGCCAGCCAACGAAGUCGGCGAACAGCCUCCGACAGCGAUCCGCUUCACUCGGGCACGAGUGUCACAUCAUUGCCGUCACUCGGGCAGGAGUGUCACAUCAAGGACGUCACAGAAACUAAGCCGGCUGGAACGCCGCAGCGAAGAUGGCUCAGUUUUAAACCCUUUGGCACGUGUCAAGAUUUUUAUCCGGAAAUCAGUGUGCCGUCCACGCUUAGCUCUGAGUCGGUGUGAAGGCCGCGCAGGGGUCAAUGCUGUGGUCAGUGGCGCAUGAAGUGUGCCACACACCCAGCGUUAAGCUUAUGUAAAUUUUAUAACAUCACUGCAAAAUUGGUGGUAAGAAUAAUGGCUAAGUCAGUAUUGCUGUCGAGUGACCAGCAGCCUGACCUGACCUGACCUGAGCUGGGCCGAGCUGAGGAUAUUGAACGGUGACGUGGCAGCGUCAUGUACGCCUCUGUCAGUGGCCAUGGUAACGGCGGCGGCUCCAGCCGACACUACUCCAAGAAGGGUGUGCAGGGCCGGCGGGAGCGGUCUCUGUACCGACGCGUGGUCAACUUUGUCACUCAGUACGUGACCGGCACCCAGUUCAAAACAGACUAUGAGUUGGAGGACUUCGAGGGCGACCGGAGGUACCGACCGCGAGACGUGGCCUCCCUCUCUGCCGACACGCACUUCUCACCUCACGAGGUCAAACGGAUCUACCGCGGCUUCAAGGUCGAGUGCCCGAUGGGAGUGCUUGGAGAGGAGGACUUCAAAGACAUCUACUCACGCUUCUUCCCUCAGCAGUCGAACACUGGAUUGUACGCCCAUUAUGUCUUCAAUACGUUCGACAUUAAUUCGACCGACCGCGUCAUCAAUUUUGAGGAGUUUCUCAAGUGGCUGUCGCGGCUGUGUCGUGGCACGGCGGAGGAGAAGCUGCGAUGGAUGUUCCGGCUGUACGACAUCAAUAACGACGGCCGGAUCACGCGCGGCGAGAUGACCUCGGUCUUCAUCAGCAUCUACGCCCUGCUCGGGGGCGUCAGUCUGAGCUUGCUUCAGGAGGACUCGGCUGUCGCCGGCAGGGUCGACCAAGUCUUUCAGAGGAUGGAUCUGAACGGAGACGGCGUGGUGACGGUGGACGAGUUCCUCGAGUUCUGCUCCUCGGACCCGACCAUGAUGAGCUCGCUGGCGCAGCUGGCCACUGUUCUCUGAGAGGAACUGGCCCCGGUCCUCUGAAGAACCGAGGAGGACCUACAACGAGCAAACUCCCGCUGAGGGAAGCCCAAAGUCGGCUGCAGUCCUCUGAGAGGAGCUGACCAGCGUCCUCUGAGGAGUCGAGGAGGACCUUCAAUGAGCAGACGUCCUCUGAGGGAGCUGAGACCGACACCAUCCUCUGAUGAAUCGAGGUGUAGCUGCAACGAGCCAACCUCCUCUGCGGGAAACCCGAAUUCGGUCACAGUCCUCUGAUGGACGCUGCGGCGAACACAGUCCUCGUAUAGAGGCCGAUUACAUAUAUCAGUGCCCACGCUGAUUAGGCUGGCGUGGCCCGAUCGCAUCACGCAGUGCUCUGUGACGCACAGUGACGCUUCGUGACAUCCCGUGACGUUUCAUGCUGCUCCGUGACGCACCGUGAUCCACCGUCGCAUUGCGUGUCGCCGUUGCGUGUGUUGGACCAGUGAUACCUCCUCGCUCCUAUGGGAAGGUGGUGGAUGACAGGAAAACUGUAACUGCGUGACGCUGGCAGGAGGCGCUUCCAGACAAUGUUCUCGUCCAUCCCAAACAGUGAACCUACCAGUGGACAGAGGCAUUGCCGGCCAGUGGCCACCCAUCGCCGUCAUGCUCCGAGCGCUGCCGUUAGAGCUGGCCGGCCCCUGACGGCCGUCGGCGUGCGGUAACGAGCGGUCGGUGAUCACGACCCGUUCACGGCACGUCGCUUGUCGGGCGCGGCCGUCACCUGCCUCCGAUCGAGACAAACGACCACUCACGAUCGUCGUCGGUCGUCGACGAGCGUCCAUAGCGCCUGCCGGUCCCGACAUCGGCACCUCGUCUGUCCGCCGAAUGGGUCCGAUCAGAGGCGAGGAGCGGUGACGAGCGGUACGGGACGAGGUGCAGGGAGGUAGCAGAAAUGGGAGAGAGAGAGAGAGAGAGAGAGAGAGAGAGAGAGAGAGAGAGAGAGAGAGAGAGAGAGAGAGAGAGAGAGAGAGAGAGAGAGGUGGUAGCAGACAGACGGAGAAACAGUGAGACAGAGACAUCAUAAAGACAGAGACCGGUAGAGGAGAGAGAGAGAGAGAGAGAGAGAGAGAGAGAGAGAGAGAGAGAGAGAGAGGGAGAGGGAGAGAGAGAGGGAGAUAAAGAGUUAGAAGUGAGAGGAAGAUAAUUUAAUGAGGUAGUACUAGUAGAUGAAUGGCUGUGUAAUGUGCGCGAAGGUUUUAUCAGGCAUAUCGCUUCUUGAUUCGGCGAUGAGUAUCCCUAUGUAGAUGUUGUCGAUCGCACUGUUUACGCGGACAAAACGAAAUGACCAACCGCUCAAGACAGAUCGGGAGCCUGUGUGAGGUUUUGUCGCGUUCAAAGGACAUUUAAUGCCUUCAUGAGGUGAAGGGACUGUGCUUUAUGAUGCCAGAUGGUUGUGUGAUAGCCGAUUUGUUUUGAUGUGUCGUGUCCAGUCUGAUGAGGGAUUUCUGCGUCGCUCGGUGAGCUGCACUGACGUGGUUCUACCUGAUCACCGUCUUUAGGCCGUCCUUUGGGGCAGGCAGACCGGUGCAUUUGUUCUGUGAAGGAGGAUUGACGAUUGCUGGAAGUUUUAUAGUGUGCCUCAGAUGUCUGAGGUACUCGGGCAGCGUUUGUGACAGUUUGGCCGUCAGCGCUACACUUAUGACCGUUCGCUGUCGCAUGUGACAUGUGACAUCUGAGCACUGCACCCACACCGAAUCAGAUAACGCCGGCACCGAACGUCUAAUCAUAAUUAGUGUUCCGUGUAGCGCCGUAUUGGUCAUCGUGCAACUUACAGUCAUCAUUGCAUCGAUGUUCUUUGUCAUGUCAUUGCUUUGUCGCCGUUAUGUCUUAAAUAAAAUUUAUUGUGUCAUUGACAU
Molecule: messenger RNA, 3279 nt
Organism: Amphibalanus amphitrite
Lineage: Eukaryota; Metazoa; Arthropoda; Thecostraca; Balanomorpha; Balanidae
Product: Kv channel-interacting protein 4-like
Exons: 6
Coding region: 656-1402 (248 amino acids)
Molecular function (GO): calcium ion binding
Source: RefSeq, a predicted model, not a curated record